AUGACUGCCCCACUUACACCGUUACACACACGUUUAAAUGGAGUAUGAAUACCAGUUUAUAUUUUUGUAGCACUCUGUAUCUUGUCCUGAAAACCUCUUCACAGCAUGUUAUUUCAUCAUAGACUCAUUUGUUUAUGGGCUUUUGUAGAUCCCCAGCCCUGAUAAGAAGAGCUCUUCCGCAGAGUUUUAUGAGGCUAAAGUCUGGGGCAGGCAGUGUGUAAAGUUUCUCUGUAGUCGAGUCUGUGUCUGUGUUUUUUUUACUUUGUUUUAAAGCAAAUCUCAAGCGAUGAAGCUGAUCAUCCUGAGAGACUACGAUGAAGCCAGUGAGUGGGCUGCCAAGUACAUCCGGAACAGGAUCAUCCGAUUUAACCCGGGUCCGGACAGGUACUUCACCCUGGGCCUUCCCACAGGUAGCACUCCACUGGGAUGCUAUAAGAAACUGAUUGAGUAUUAUAAGAAAGGAGAAAUAUCUUUUCAGUAUGUGAAUACCUUUAACAUGGAUGAGUAUGUAGGACUGCCCAGAGACCAUCCUGAAAGCUAUCACUCCUUCAUGUGGAACAACUUCUUUAAGCACAUCGACAUCCGAUCAGAAAACGCACAUAUACUGGACGGCAAUGCUCCAGACCUGCAGAAAGAAUGUGAUGACUUUGAGGAGAAGAUUAAAGCUGCUGGUGGGAUUGAUCUCUUCGUCGGUGGGAUUGGACCUGAUGGUCACAUUGCUUUCAAUGAGCCCGGCUCUAGUCUCGUGUCUCGGACCAGGGUCAAGACCCUGGCUAUGGACACCAUCCUGGCGAAUGCUCGUUUCUUUGAUGGAGAUCUGUCCAAAGUCCCGACCAUGGCUCUGACUGUAGGAGUCGGCACAGUGAUGGAUGCCCGUGAGGUGAUGAUCCUUAUCACUGGUGCACAUAAAGCUUUUGCCCUGUACAAGGCCAUAGAGGAAGGGGUAAACCACAUGUGGACGGUUUCAGCAUUUCAGCAACAUCCUCAGACCGUCUUCGUAUGUGAUGAGGAUGCCACACAAGAGCUGCGGGUCAAGACUGUGAAAUACUUCAAAGGCAUGAUGCAUGUUCACAAUAAGCUGGUGGAGGAACCAUAGUUUGAAAAGGAACCUUUGAUUUGUAUUUGAUAUUUAAAGUCUGAAAGUUUUAACAUUUUGACAUUUACACUGUUUCUAUUUGCAGUAGCAAUGAUACGAAGGGUUUAAAUAAAUAAAAGGAGACUAAUGGAUAUA
This is a messenger RNA of Clarias gariepinus (North African catfish), 1231 nucleotides long. RefSeq names its product glucosamine-6-phosphate deaminase 1 (gene gnpda1). Gene Ontology annotation, molecular function: identical protein binding; glucosamine-6-phosphate deaminase activity. The transcript has 6 exons. Gene Ontology annotation, cellular component: cytoplasm. Bases 287 to 1096 code for a protein of 269 amino acids. The record is from RefSeq and is a predicted model, not a curated record. NCBI's taxonomy places the organism in Eukaryota, Metazoa, Chordata, Actinopteri, Siluriformes, Clariidae. Gene Ontology annotation, biological process: N-acetylglucosamine catabolic process; D-glucosamine catabolic process; N-acetylneuraminate catabolic process.